This is a messenger RNA of Cloeon dipterum, 3362 nucleotides long. Its product is annotated as heme peroxidase 2-like. The transcript has 10 exons. Gene Ontology annotation, biological process: response to oxidative stress. NCBI's taxonomy places the organism in Eukaryota, Metazoa, Arthropoda, Insecta, Ephemeroptera, Baetidae. Gene Ontology annotation, molecular function: peroxidase activity; heme binding. The coding region runs from base 158 to 2812 and encodes 884 amino acids. The record is from RefSeq and is a predicted model, not a curated record.
GAGCACCUUACCAGCAGCCGCCAGCCCCCCGACGUACGCAUUUUCGACUGUUUGUCUUGCAUUUCCAUAAGCCGCACACGGAAAGCAAAGUAUUACCUGACAAUUCUCUCGAUCCGGCACUCAGUUAUAUUCCAUAUUCGCUAGUGGACGCACAGCCAUGUAUAGUGCCAGCCAUAUCCUGGGAUUCGUAUCAAUAUGCUUAUUCGCACAAGCACAAUUAACGCAAAUGCCAGAUGUGAACGCGCCUGAAGAACGCAGACCACCGCCAUGGGAACCUCCAGGGCGAGUUUAUUUUACCAAGGACCAGGUGUUGCGAGCAGUGGAACGUGCAAAGGAGAGGCUCAAGGCUAGGAAGGAGGAAGAAUUUCUUCGCUGGAGCGAAAAUGGACGUACGGACCCACCUUCACCGCACGGCGCCAUGGCUGCUUUGUUCAACAAACCAACCCCAGACGCCUUGGAGCGAGCCAACGUGUCCCAUCUCUACGAAAUGGCCUCGGAGGAGCUAUUCAGAAUCAGCACAAACCGUGUUCGUCGUCAGCUAGGAGGCGAUCUGAUUGACUUCGGGCCAAACAGCGUUUUUGAAGACAACUCGUUGAACAACAACUUUGGCCAGUUUCAAAACUCAGAUAUAAUCGAAGUUAUUCCACCGCCACCCAGUCUUCAAAAGUGCGGCUUGACUGAACCGUCAGUGUGUGACCCAACGUCGCCAUUCAGAACCUUCAGCGGCGUGUGCAACAACCUGGCCAGGCCUAAUUUAGGAAGGUCCCUGACGCCUUACACACGUCUGCUCCCUGCUGCUUACCAGGACAGAGUGUCUGUUCCCAGAGUUACCGGCAUAAGUGGACGACCUUUGCCCUCUCCCAGAAUUAUCUCAACCUUGGUUCACAGAGAUGUGAGUCACUUGAGCUCUCGCUUCUCCCUCAUGCUCAUGCAAUUUGGACAAUUUUUGGACCACGACAUAUCCUUCACGCCUAAUCACCGCAGCUUCUCUGCUUCAAUCCCUGACUGUGCGAGUUGCGAUUCUUCCAGACACCCUGAAUGUAUGCCGAUUCCUGUUCCCAUCAAUGAUCCUUUCCACCCUCCUCCCAACAAUGGCAGGCCGAAGUGUUUCGCGUUCAUAAGGUCCCUGCCUGGACAGUUGAACUUUGGUCCUCGCGAGCAAGUGAACCAAAAUUCGGCUUUCAUCGAUGCAUCUCAAGUGUACGGAGAGCACAUUUGCCGAACCACAUCGCUACGCGCGCCUGGGGGCCGCAUGAACGCCACCUUUUUCCCUCCGAUGGGUCCCAACUCUCGAGCUAGAGAGCUCUUGCCUCAGGUGACCAGCAAUUGCAGGGGCACGUGCUUCGCCGCGGGCGACGGCAGGGCCAGCGAGCAGCCAGGCCUGACCAUCAUGCACACAAUUUUCAUGAGGGAGCACAACCGACUGGCGGACGCCCUGCACCAGAUAAACCCUCGCUGGAGCGAAGAAACGGUCUUUCACCAAGCAAGAAAAAUCGUUGCAGCUCAAGUUCAGCACAUCGCCUUCUCGGAAUUCUUGCCGCGGAUUUUGGGACCUGACAAUGUUGCUAAAAACAAUCUUGGGCUUCUCUCUGAUGGAUACUAUAAUGGCUACAAUGCGUCCUGUGAUCCGCGCGUCUACAAUGAGUUCGUGGCGGCAGCCUUCAGGUUCGGCCACAGCCUCGUUCGCCCCCACCUUCCCCGUGUUGGUGCCCGCUGGGAGCCACUGACCCCUCCGCUUCUGCUGAGAGAAAAUUUCUUUGACAGCAGCUCACUGAUGAACCCCAGAAUGAUGGAUGAGCUGAUCAGAGGCCUCCUUGCCUCCCCCACAGAAGAUGCUGAUAGGUUUAUUAGCGGUGAGGUCACCAACCACUUGUUUGAGGCGCGCAGAAAUCCAUUUUCUGGCUUGGACAUAGCAGCCCUCAACAUUCAAAGAGGUCGCGAUCAUGGUCUGCAGUCUUACAACGAGUACCGUGCAAUGUGUGGCUUGAAAAAAGCUAUUGUGUGGGAUGAUUUGCUAGGCGAAAUGACAGUCGAAGCUGCAGAAACCCUGCGUGGUGUCUACGGGAACGUUGACGAUGUUGACUUGUACCCAGGUGGAGCGAGUGAAAGUGCUUUGCCUGGAGCUUUAGUUGGUCCAACCUUCUCCUGCAUCAUCGCCAUGCAGUUCAGGAAGUUCAGGGACUGUGACAGAUUCUGGUACGAGACCGGCUCUCAGGUCGAAAGGUUUUCGCCCGCCCAAUUGGCAGAGCUGCGCAAAACCAGUCUAUCCAAAAUCAUCUGCAACAACAUGGACGUCCCUAUCGACAUUCAACUUGCAGCUUUUGACCUGCCGAAUGGAUCAACGAAUCCACGAGUAGACUGUAAGACACUGAAUGGAAUAGACCUUAAUGCUUGGCGGGAAUUCGGGGUCCAGGGUAGGGCGCUCAAUUCAGGCCCUGGUUCAUUUUGCCAAUUCAACGAGCGUGUAGUGAGAAUUGGAGAAAGCCAACUUGUAUUGCCGUGUACAAGUUGCCAAUGCACAAUAACAGGGAUGAGAUGCAAAUCAAUCAGGGUAACCGACUGCAGUGCUCUGAUCUCUCGCGUUGGACUAGCAGCAAUGCGCCGGGACGUAGUCUGCAUGGCUCAGUGCAGAAGAAUCCUCUCGAACGAGCCUUCAGGUCCUCCUGGACCUCCCUUGGCCACAGCGCCUCUCUUGGGCAGACCACCCGGUCCGCCUGGCCCACCCGCCCCUGAAGAGGGUGGAAUUCUCAACAAUCUCAGCCUGAAGGGAAUGCGACCGCUAUUCAACCGGCUCCUUGGAUUCUUGGGAUGAGAUCAAUGACAUGUAUUGCUCAAUGAAAAUAUUUAUAGAGUUUUGUAUCAAAGUCCACAGCGUGUUCGAAAUAUCAGUGCGAAAAAACUGUAAAUAGUUUUGCUAAAAUCAGUUUUUGUUUUGAUUUUUUGUGGAAAGUUUAAUUUGUUGAGAAACACUUAGCAUGUUAUUUUGACUGAUAUAAUUUGGUGCUCUGGUUACGUGUUAAUCAAAUGGUUGUUUGUUCAUUUCAUUGGUGAAAGGUCUGGGGGAUAAGCUGUAGUAGUCACAAUUGCCAUGCCCUAAGGGCCUCAAUAUGUCAUAAAUCAAGAGUACAAUUUAUUCCCAGAUAUUUUUCGCAAGUGUUGGUUGAAAUGUAUCCAAAGGUUUCAAUUUAAGUAUGAAAAAUUCAGGCUUGACGCAACAAUUAAUUUAUUAUUGUAAGAAAAAACAAGAUUUACUGUGAUCACUUAUAACUGAAUUAGUUUAAGAAUAGUGUCGAAUUAAGUGUGCACUACAGAAUUAAAAGUGUUUGAAACUCAAUGCAAAUAAAUACAGUAUCAUGAUUAAA